UUACAAGUAAAUACUAUGAAAUCAAAGUUGUAAAUGAGAUUAUUGCUGUAUAUAUCAAGCGCGGUUCAGCUGUCGACUUGUCACAGUCAUACGUAAAGCGGUGACAUAAAGUAGACACGGCCUGUCGUCAGCUUCGAAAUAUUUCGACGAUAUUUCGACAAUUUGUGAUUUUAUAUAAAACUUUGUUUAUAAACAAAUAUUGUAAAAUGUAUGUUCGUCUGUUAAUCUGUGCGGUUGUACUCACGCUUGCGGUAAAUCAAGUGAUUGCGGCAAUGACGAUGGAACAAAUUCAAAAAACCGCGCAAACUAUGCGAAAUACGUGCACCACGAAAACUCACGCGGAUCCAGGGGCUGUCGCAGGAAUACAAAACGGUGCGUUCCCAGACGAUGAUCAGACAUUGAAAUGCUAUACGCUUUGCAUCAUGAAGACAAUGCGAACUUUUAAGAAUGGACGCAUUGACUCCGGAAUGAUGAUCAAACAAAUGGACCUGAUGAUGCCCGCCGAAAUGGCGGAACCACUGAAGGUAACCGCUAGUACGUGCGCGGCGCAACCUGCCGCCGGAGACGACUGUGAAACGACUUAUCAGUUUGUGAAAUGCAGCUACCAAACGGAUCCGGCUCAUUUCUUCUUCCCGUAACCGAAUGUUAUAGAUGUUCGUUCGAAGUUGUAAUUAUUUCUAGAGACAAACAGGAAUGCAAAUAUUGUAUAAGUUCCAAUAAAAGUCUGUCUUUUGUUUUUGUGCAAA
This is a messenger RNA of Pseudomyrmex gracilis, 746 nucleotides long. It is a transcript of the gene Obp5, whose product is annotated as general odorant-binding protein 19a-like. NCBI's taxonomy places the organism in Eukaryota, Metazoa, Arthropoda, Insecta, Hymenoptera, Formicidae. Gene Ontology annotation, cellular component: extracellular region. The coding region runs from base 207 to 638 and encodes 143 amino acids. The record is from RefSeq and is a predicted model, not a curated record. Gene Ontology annotation, molecular function: odorant binding; dibutyl phthalate binding. The transcript is spliced from 5 exons. Gene Ontology annotation, biological process: sensory perception of smell; olfactory behavior.